AUACUUAGUUUAUUGUUUGUAAAAGAGCUGAAGAGAUAGUAGGUAGGUGCGAUGAGCCGCAUAGUGUGUCAAAGAAUAUUCUUGCGAUUGAACGUGUCAAUGGCUCGUAACGCUUCAACUGCUUUCCUCAUUGAGGACCCCAAGUACUCGUUUUUGAAGGAGUUGGGAUUGGACAAGAAGAAUGUCGGUGUAUUCAAUGGCAAGUGGAAAGCCAAUGGACAAAUAAUCCAAUCAUACAGUCCGGCCCACGGCAAAGUCAUAGCCGAGGUGCAAGCUGCUAGUACUGCUGAUUACGAGGAGUGUGCUGUAGCAGCACAGACAGCAUGGCACUCGUGGGCAGAAUUGCCUCCACCAGCCAGGGGGGAGGUCGUGAGGCAGAUAGGAGAUGCUCUUAGGGAGAAAUUGCAACCGUUAGGACAGCUCGUCUCCUUAGAAAUGGGCAAAAUUCUUCCGGAAGCUAUCGGCGAAGUAGUGGAAUAUAUUCACGUUUGCGACCUAGCCCUUGGUCUAUCUCGAACGCUACCCGGCACUAUAUUCCCAUCAGAGCGGCCUGGACACGUACUGUUAGAAAAGUGGAACCCUCUGGGAUUGGUUGGCAUUAUAACAGCUUUUAACUUCCCGGUCGCCGUGUUUGGCUGGAACAGUGCUAUUGCGAUGGUAUGUGGAGACGUUAGUGUCUGGAAGCCGUCAGAUACAACUCCGCUAACAGCUGUGGCGGUCACGAAGAUAGUAGAGAGCGUGUUGCAGAAGAACAACAUUCCCGGAGCGAUCGCUUCGUUGUGCGUCGGUGGUAAGGAUAUUGGACAACAACUGGUCAAAGAUAACCGAGUGAAACUGGUCUCUUUCACCGGUAGCACAGCAGUAGGACAACAGGUCGGCGUAGAAGUACAGAAGCGCUUCGGUCGCCAUCUAUUGGAGCUUGGCGGCAACAAUGCUAUAAUAGUGAACUCUGACGCUAAUUUGGACUUGCUGCUGAAUGCUGCUCUCUUUGCUUGUGCCGGGACAGCCGGCCAGCGGUGCACGACCACUAGGCGACUAUUUGUUCAUAAGAAAGUAUUUUCCGAAGUGGUGUCUCGCCUUAAGACCGCAUUCGCGGGUGUGGUUAACAAAAUUGGGGAUCCAUUGCUUUCGGAGACUCUUAUUGGUCCCCUUCACACGCCUGCGGCAUUAGAAACAUACAAAAAAACUGUAGCAGAAGUGAUCAAACAAGGAGGCAAAAUUGAAUUUGGAGGAAAGGUUAUUCAACGAGAGGGAUACUUUGUAGAGCCGACUAUUGUAACAGGCCUGCCCCACGAUUCGCCAUUAGUGAAGAGCGAAUGCUUCGCCCCCAUUGUGUACUGUAUCGAAAUACCAGAUUUAGAGACUGGAAUACAAUACAAUAACGAAGUUGAACAAGGACUCUCCUCAAGUCUGUUCACAGAAAAUUUGGGUGACGUUUUCAAGUGGAUCGGCCCGCACGGAUCUGACUGCGGUAUCGUAAAUGUGAACAUACCUACCAACGGAGCGGAAGUGGGUGGCGCGUUCGGUGGCGAGAAAGCGACCGGCGGAGGCCGCGAGUGUGGCUCCGACUCCUGGAAGAACUACAUGCGACGCUCCACCGUUACAAUCAACUACUCUGGUGCAAUCAAACUUGCACAGAACAUCAAGUUUGGCGAUGAUUAGAGUUACAAAUAGUGUUGGCAAUUGUCAAAUAUAAUAUUAAAAAUCAAUCAAUAGCCUAUAAUAAUGAUAUCAUAUAAACAUCAUAUUACAUAUGCUAUAUCACUAGCCUUAACUGGCUGCUGCUUUCACAAGUAGCCAUACAUCAACUUGAUGUAUAUCUGUUAAGAUUUGAUUUAUUCACUCAUUUAAUGUAAUAUUAAGCAAUGAUCAAGACUGAUUGUGAUUUAUAAAUAAUACUAAAUAAAAAUAAUACUAUACAUAAA
Galleria mellonella (greater wax moth) is the source of this 1925-nucleotide messenger RNA. It is a transcript of the gene Aldh7A1, whose product is annotated as putative aldehyde dehydrogenase family 7 member A1 homolog. The record is from RefSeq and is a predicted model, not a curated record. Gene Ontology annotation, molecular function: aldehyde dehydrogenase (NAD+) activity. The transcript has 8 exons. NCBI's taxonomy places the organism in Eukaryota, Metazoa, Arthropoda, Insecta, Lepidoptera, Pyralidae. The coding region runs from base 52 to 1662 and encodes 536 amino acids.